AUGACUGAGACCAUCGACCAAAACACAUUCGAGCAGAUUCUUGAAAUGGAUGAUGAAGGCGAUAAUGACUUCAGCAAAGGCAUCGUGUUUGGAUUCUUCGAUCAGGCAGAGAGCACGUUCGAUAAGAUGGAGAAGCACCUCGCGGACAAGGACUUGGGCGAGCUUUCGUCUCUGGGUCACUACCUGAAAGGUUCCUCCGCCACUUUGGGACUGAUUAAGGUCAAGGACGCAUGUGAGAAGAUCCAGCACUACGGUGCCGGCAAGGAUGAGACUGGCACCAACGAUGAGCCCGACCAGGAGGUUUCGCUUGAGAACAUCCGCAAAACCCUGACCCAAGUCAAGAAGGAUUACAAGGAGGUCGAGGAUUUCUUGCGCAGAUACUAUGGCGAAAGCCCCUAA
Molecule: messenger RNA, 399 nt
Organism: Aspergillus uvarum CBS 121591
Lineage: Eukaryota; Fungi; Ascomycota; Eurotiomycetes; Eurotiales; Aspergillaceae
Product: Hpt domain-containing protein
Exons: 2
Coding region: 1-399 (132 amino acids)
Biological process (GO): phosphorylation; phosphorelay signal transduction system
Cellular component (GO): nucleus; cytoplasm
Molecular function (GO): histidine phosphotransfer kinase activity; protein histidine kinase binding
Source: RefSeq, a predicted model, not a curated record